AACACGGAGAUUCGUGGGAGCAAGCAAAAAUGGAGAAGAAGCGUGAAGGAGUAAUCGAAGGAAUGAGUCGGAUCGUAUCAGAUCCUUACUAUUUCCUCCAUUUCAUGGCCUUCUUCUCUUACCUUCCGAUUCGCAACUCCGCUGCACAGUUCACUUCUCAUCGACUCUUCGACAGAGAAGUCCAAGCAUUUCUAGCGUUUCUCAUGUUUUCCGCUAUUAAGAUGGUGAGAGAGGAAACAUGGGAGGCAUUCAUUGCAGAUAGCUUAUUCUAUGCUAAGAUCUUUCUCAUAGCGGUUUCGUUGAUUAUGGAUUAUCGAGUGGCGAUCUGGUUUAGUAUCGCAUUUUCAGUCAUAUAUCUUUUAGCUCAGCAACCAGCAUUUAGUAAAUUAGGAACUGCUAAGAAGCUAACACCUUUGCAAUUAGAGGAUUUGCUAUUAGAAGGAACCACAACAAAAUACUGGUUGAUAGAAUUCUACGCAUGUAGUUCAUCCAAGUGUGUUCGUUCAAGCCGCUGCUUUCCCGAGCUCUCCAUAACGUACUCAAAUAAUCUUUUGUCUUUCGGAACUAUUGAUCUUGGACUUUUCCCUAAUACUGCAGCAAAGUUUGGAAUAUCUCUCGCCGGUGGAAUGUCUCAGCUUCCAACAUACAUAUUGUUUGAAAAGGGUGUUGAAGUUUCUCGAUUCCCAGACUUUUAUGUCGACGCUGCACCGUCUUUACCUAUAACCAAGAAACUUUUGUGUCAACAUUUUGAGCUCGAUCGACUUCUGCUUGACUACAUCAACGGAUCAUAGCUAGAGAAAAUGAUGAUAUACGAUAUUUUGGUGGCUUCUCGUGCAAGAGCAGUAUGAACACAUCAACGCACCAUCAUCGGACUAGAAGAGGCAAACAUUUCCGUCUCUCACGUUCGUUUUUUCUAUCUUCGUAUAAUGGGCAUUUUUAGUGAGGCUCGCCUGAGGAAAGGAUAGAUAAUAUUUGUGUGCCAUAGAGAGAUAAGAAGAUUAUGGUAAAUGUAGUGGGGCUUGAAUUUCGAGAAAGAAUUCUUGAAUUUGAUGUUAAUGUAACCUCAGUUUAUGACUUUUAGUUCCUUUCGUUUUCCUGACUUUUAAUGGCAAGGCUUGCCGGAGGUCCU
Molecule: messenger RNA, 1129 nt
Organism: Eutrema salsugineum
Lineage: Eukaryota; Viridiplantae; Streptophyta; Magnoliopsida; Brassicales; Brassicaceae
Product: thioredoxin-related transmembrane protein 2 homolog
Exons: 9
Coding region: 30-791 (253 amino acids)
Source: RefSeq, a predicted model, not a curated record